Messenger RNA from Coccidioides immitis RS, 2163 nucleotides. RefSeq names its product ADA HAT complex component 1. Lineage: Eukaryota; Fungi; Ascomycota; Eurotiomycetes; Onygenales; Onygenaceae. The transcript has a single exon. The coding region runs from base 1 to 2163 and encodes 720 amino acids. The record is from RefSeq and is a predicted model, not a curated record.
AUGUUGGCUGUACCGCAGCAAAAGUCGCCGAACAUGGCAGGCCCGACACCGCACAAGUUAAAACGGAAAAGGACGAACUCGAGUGAAUUGGGACCACCGCGUGGCGGCAACGGAGUCUCUUCACCGACAACUAAGGCAGAGUCCUUUCACCAAGCCAACAACGUUGCCCAGAAUAACAUGAGCGAAACGCAACAUCUUGAGCCUACGAGCAGGACACCGCCCUCUGCAACAUCCACCGAUAAUGCUAUAGUACAAACGGCUGCCUCACUGCAGCACAGUGGAGGAGAAGGAAAGAGCAUACAGGGCCAACAAUUGAAACAGCAGGGAACAGAAGGCGCAUUAGGCGCCGCAUCGAUUCACAGGAUGGAUGUCGAAACGUUGCGCCAAACGCUGGAAGCUCAGCUCAGUCUCGAAAUCCUGCUCAAGCACAACGAACUGCGCCUUAUCGAUCAGGAAAUCGCAAAAUGUCAGGUCGCUAUGGAGCAACUUCGUCGCUGCUCCGAAAUUCCGUUUCCAACCUCGAGUAUAUCCGGAAUUUCGCAAGCUGUUAGCAAUGGCACGGGAUUUGCGGUCUCACGGCCUGAAGACUGUCGACAACCGGUCUCUCCAUCUCCAUGGGGAGUUACCGAUGGCCCUUACAGUCGCCACUACGCCAGAUGGCUAUUGCCAGAUCCUCGAUUCGACGGUGGCGAACUCGAGCCUAUACCCUCUGGAAUUUAUGGUGCGGGCAAGGGUUUGAUGGAAGGUCGCACGACGCGUGGAUCGUGGGCGGAAAGUACAUCAAGGUCGCAACGAAACUCAGCCGGUGCAAAACUACAGGCCCUUUCGAGUGGUUACCCUCCACCCAAAGACAAAGCCGGACCCAUGAUUAUGAAGCGAAAAUCAGAUGGCAAAUUAGUAAAAUUGGUGUGCUUGGAUUGUCGAAGAGACAAUUUCUCAAGCACACAAGGAUUUAUUAAUCACUGUCGGAUAGCCCACAAUCGCAGCUUUGCCAGCCACGAUGCUGCCGCUGCAGCGUCGGGUGAGCCAGUAGAGGUUGACGAGUCUGGCGCGAUGAUAUGCCGGAACAACGAAACAGCUUCUAAUGCCCCUCCGGGAUACGUUCACCCUUUGAUUAGAUCUGCACAUGUUUUAGACUCCACGGCGAGGAAUGCCAUGCAAAAACGGUCCCCGUCAAACACCCAGCGUGAAGACAAGCCUGCCAGCACACCCGUUGCCAAAAGUGAGACGGCUAACGUGGAAUCCUACCCCCCGGCCAAAGCUCCUCCACCAAGCAUACGUGACUCUGCUAUGAGCCCCGACUUCAAAGCUUCACCACAGACGCCGCAUCUUUCUGCUCUAUUGCAGAAGCAGGGCCUUGGCUUAGAUCUCUUUAAUAUCGUUGGCGACGCUUUAACAAAGACAGAUAUCGCCUCAUACUCCUCCGAGGACGACUCCGAUGCGGAUGCUAUGGAUGUGGAUACUACAUCCAACGUUCAAGAAGCCCCGCCUAAUUUUCGAAGUACUCGCUUGCCAGCUCGUUCUGUGGCUGCUCCCCCGCAGACUCAGCGGCCAAGUAGCCGCAAAGGAUCUGACAAGCGUUCUCAAAAGGUGCCAUCUCUACCACCUCUAAGACAUCCCCCUUCAGCGCCAGCGGCGCACCGAUCUCCCUACUCUCCCGCUACGGCGACAAGAACGAGCCCGCGAAGUGAACGGCAGCCAGUGCCAGGUAGUGAUAUUGAGAUGGUUGAUUCGAACUCUCCUAAUCUGAGCCCAAACACUGUCGAAUCCAACCAGGCACCUAGCUUGGUCAGUGAUGACGAUGAAUAUGAGGCUCCCUCAGAAUCCGAAAGCCCGAGUCCCAGCCCAUCGGAGUCCGGCCAGGACGACAUAUCAUUUGACAAUAUUGAGGUUCAGGAUGGCUUUGAAGCGAGUGGUGACGGAUCAACAACUUCCACGACCUCCGUCAGCUACUCCGAACCUCACAAGCGCCAUUUAUCCACCGUUACGCGGCCGCCGCAAGCAAAUCCUGUGAAAACGAGAUCCAUCAAACGCAGUCGCACCAGUGGCACUGUUGAAAAUAGCAGUAUCCAGACUGAACAGAAGCGCGUCACAUUUGUCUCGCCUCCAGCCUCUCCCACGAAGGGCAAGAAAGGUGGUGCUAGGAAACCUCGCCGAAAAUAG